UGAAGUUAUAGUUGAAUAUUGACAGUUGGAUACUGUUAAAUAGAGAAAUAAUUUUUUUUUGCACCAGUUGGUUGAGGAGCGUAAACAAAUCUAAACUUUAAAUUUUCGAUAUAACUGAUAUUUACAACCAUUAAUUAAACUGGUAGAGUCAGACAAAGUUUCAAUGGCAAGAGAUAGUGUGAUCGAUCAAUUGAAGGAGGAAGUCAAGUAUAGGUCCAACGAGAUAGACUUAUUGAGUGCAUUCAUAUCAGAAGAUGCGUUGAUACUGACCCCAUCGUUGAUCGUUCAUGGGUAUAAAGCAGUGGGAAAGACGUAUACUGUUCAGAAGUAUUUACAAACAUUGGACGUUAGCACAUCUGUGAUUCGUUGUGACGAGUGUAUAACCAAUAGAGUGUUGUUACAGAGGUGUUUCAAUAGAAUCAAAGCAGAUAGACAGGAUGGGUAUAAGAAAGAAGAUGGUAUACAUGAUAAAUUAAAGUUUGGUAAACUGAUUGAAAGUUUCUAUAACUUUGCCAAUGCUUUAGAGAAUUACUUUGAAAGUACAUCAUAUACCAAGAAUCAUAUAUUAGUGCUUGAUAGAUUCGAUCAAUGUAUGGAAUCCACCAAUGAGUUAUUUGCUGGGUUCUUGAAAUUAAGAGAAAUUUGUCAAGUAAAGAAUCUUACUAUUAUCUUUAUAGUUUCCACUGAUAUUCCUAAAGAAGUUAUUACAGCUGUCACUCCAACUAUAUACUUCAAAUCAUAUACUGAAGAACAAGUGACUGAUAUCUUACAAAUUAAUCAAUUAUGUCUCUUUGGUAUUGAAGAAUUAGAUAAUACUCAAGCAGGGUAUGAAUUCUGGAAACAAUAUUCUAAGAUCGUAGUGGAUUUAUUCUUUUCAUAUACUGGAUCUGAUCUAAGUUUAUUAAUUGAUAUUUGUGUUAAACUAUGGACUAAAUUCAUCGAACCAGUAGUACUGGGUAAAUAUCAAGUCCAUGAAUUCGUCAAAGUAUAUCGUGAAAAUGCUGAUAUAUUCACUAAUGAAAACGUUAUAAAUAAUUCAUCCAUACGAGAGUAUGCCACUCUUGAAGAAGAAAAACCCGUCUCCAAUGAAAAUGUGGAAGAUCUUCCAACUCAUUCAAAAUUCAUCUUAAUUGCAUCAUACCUAGCAUCAUUUGUGGAUCAAAAAGAUGAUUUACAUAAAUUUUCAAAAGUUAAAGCAGUUAAAUAUAAAAAACGUGUAUUCAGUAAUAAAGUCACUAAGAAUGAUAUAGAUACUAGACUUUUAAAUCCAGGAUUUUUUGAUCUUGAAAGAAUGUUUGCAAUAUUAUCAGUGAUUUAUAGAAAUACAGCUCCAUCAUUAAAUCAACAUACUGAAAUCAAUCUAGCUAAUGAUGUGGCUCAAAUUGAAGAAAAGAAAGAUACAGAAAGAGCUAAAUUUACUUUAAGUAGAAAUACUGAUUUAUACAGUCAAGUCGCUACCUUAUUUUCCUUAGGUUUAAUCAGUAAAUCGGCCGCAUCUGAUAUUUUAGGAGCUAGAGUGAGAUGGAAAUGUAAUAUUAAUUGGCUUACAGUUGAGACAUUAGCUAAGGAAGUUGAUUUCUCUAUAGUUGAUUACUUAGGAGAUGGUUUAUGAUGGGUGGUGUUUAGAAUUGUAAUUUUACUGUACUAU
Molecule: messenger RNA, 1648 nt
Organism: Scheffersomyces coipomensis
Lineage: Eukaryota; Fungi; Ascomycota; Pichiomycetes; Serinales; Debaryomycetaceae
Product: origin recognition complex subunit 5
Exons: 1
Coding region: 164-1612 (482 amino acids)
Biological process (GO): DNA replication initiation; DNA replication
Cellular component (GO): nuclear origin of replication recognition complex; nucleus
Molecular function (GO): DNA replication origin binding
Source: RefSeq, a predicted model, not a curated record